AUGGUUGGAAUUGUUUUUUUCAAACGUGACGACUGUAUCUUAAAGACCAUUUUCUGGGAAUUUUGUAGGCAAAACAUAAUCAGAGUCAAUUCAGACAUUGAAGCAUUGAACAUGUUACCGGAGGAUUGUCUUUCUGUUGUUCUUUCCUUCACUUCCCCUGAAGAUGCAUUGAGAUCAUCCUUGGUUUCUUCCGUUUUCCGAUCGGCCACCGAUUCCGAUAUGGUCUGGGAAAGGUUUCUGCCUCCGGAUUAUCCCGAAAUUGUGUCGAAUUCGGUCAGGCCUCUCGAGUUUCGUUCGAAGAAAGAACUGUUUCAGUGUCUUUGUGACUCGGUCCCCAUAGAUGGUGGAAACAAGAUAUUGAAGCUGGAGAAAUCAACAGGCAAGAAAUGUUACAUACUGUCUGCACAACAACUCUCCAUUACAUGGAGCUCAAAUGCAUUGUAUUGGAGCUGGAUACCCAUGGCUGAAUCAAGAUUCUCUCGAGUGGCUGUGCUGAGAACAACCGACUGGUUAGAAGUUAGAGGGAGUAUAAGGACUCAAAUGCUGAGUCCGAAUACGAGUUAUGGGGUUUAUCUUGUAAUGCAGGUCUUGGAGCGUGCUUAUGGGCUUGAUUUAAUGCCAUUGGAGAUGAGACUGGAAGUGGGGAACAAGGUUUGUUGCACAAGUGUUUUCUUGGAGGAAAAGAAACAGAUGAGCGAAAGGGAAGACGGCUGGAUGGCGAUGGAGUUGGGAGACUUCUUCAGUGGGGACAAAGAUGAAGUGGUGAAGAUGAGUUUGAUGGAGAUUAAGGGUUGUCAUUUGAAGGCAGGCCUUGUGAUUGAAGGCAUUGAAUUCAGGCCAAAACUUCAAAAUAUGAUUAGUAAGUGAAGAAAUUUAGGCAUUGGAAUUGAGAAAAAUAGGCAUUAGAGUCCAAAGAGCACCGCAACCGCUCCACAUGUCCAAUUCAUGCACCUUGUA
This is a messenger RNA of Hibiscus syriacus, 957 nucleotides long. Its product is annotated as F-box protein PP2-B15-like. Bases 1 to 867 code for a protein of 288 amino acids. Gene Ontology annotation, molecular function: protein binding. The transcript has 4 exons. NCBI's taxonomy places the organism in Eukaryota, Viridiplantae, Streptophyta, Magnoliopsida, Malvales, Malvaceae. The record is from RefSeq and is a predicted model, not a curated record.